Molecule: messenger RNA, 4303 nt
Organism: Micropterus salmoides (largemouth bass)
Lineage: Eukaryota; Metazoa; Chordata; Actinopteri; Centrarchiformes; Centrarchidae
Product: sporulation-specific protein 15-like
Exons: 21
Coding region: 149-3865 (1238 amino acids)
Source: RefSeq, a predicted model, not a curated record
AUUUGUAACGUUAGGCUAAGUUAAUGUGGAGUUCAUUAGCUAAAACUGCUAAUUGGCUUAAGAACAUUUAACAUUAAGUUAAAGCUGGACAAAAGACAUUAAGGCAGCAGAGCCCCAGUGGGACCUUGGCCUGCCCUGAAACAACUUGAUGGAUCCCAGUGCUGACUCCGGGACACCCCCCACCCACACCACUGUUGGAGGACCUGUGUUGGGGCAUGAGUUGUCUAUGUCCAGCGCUCGCUGUCAAACAGAAAGUGGAGGCAACAUCUUACUGCAGUUGUUGGAAUUUAAAACCCAUCUACUUGAGGCUGUAGAGGAGCUGCACAUUCGGAGGGAUGCAGAGACACGCUUUGAGGAUCAGAUCAGUAAACUGGUGUUGGAGAAACAGGAGCUGGAGUGGGAGAAGGAAUCCCUACAAUAUCAAAGUGAAACAGUGGCAAACCAGCACACAGAGUCUCUCAUCAAUGUUAAGAAGCAGUUUCAGGCCAAAAUCAGAAAAAUUGAGGAGGAGAAGGGGAAAUACCAGGCCAGUGCUGAGCUAAAAGACAAAGAGAUUAACAACUUGAAAGAAGAGCUGAAGUCGCUACAGUUGCUGAAGUACAACUUGGAGAAGAAAUCCGGUGAGCUGGAACAGAAACUAGCGUUGCAGAGCAGGUCAAAGGACAGCCACUUGAACCAGCUGGGGGAGGUUGAGAAACGUUUCAGUGCUCUGUCAUGGCAGUGCGCCAUUGUCAAGCAGGCUCACGAGAAACUAGAGCAAAAUGUUAAUGAGGCCAUGAAAAUAAAUGACAAACUGACUUCUGCAAAUGGAAGACAAGAAGCAACCAUUGUGUCACUAAAGAAGGAGCUGGAGGAGGUCAGUACAAAGCUGAUCAAGACCAAGAUGGCAUCAGCUAGGCAUGACAAGACCCAUAGUCCUACAGGAGGAGAGCAGCGUAUACAGCACCUGAAACUGAAACUGAACAUGGAAACUGAAAUUAACAAGAAACUGGUUGAGGAAAAUGUUGCUGUACGAGCAGAAAAGCAGGAGGUGAUGAGAUCUCUGCAGCACACCCAGCAGCUGAUGUUGAGUCAGACACAGGCAGUAAGCAGAGUAGAGCUGGAGCUGCAGACACAAAGAGAGCAGUACCAGGGCCUUAAGCAGGAACACAGGGUGAAAAGCAAGGCAAUGGAAGACAAGGUGGCCCAACUGAUGGAGAGCUACGCUGCUUCCAAGACCAGCUGGGACAAAGAGAAAGCAGUGUAUCUGGACCGCAUCAAGAGUGAGCAGCAGGACCUUCAAGCGGUGAAAGAGGCUUACUACGAACUUCAUCAGAAAUACACUGAACUGUCCUCACAGGCCAAAGUGCAGGCUCAGCAUGUAUAUGAAUUGGAGAUGAGACACAGCAGUCAGAGCCUCAGUGUUUCUACCCACAUCUUGCCCACUUUUGGAGAUGAAGCUCUUAAUGAACCCAUCUCCAGCUCUGAGCUUCCUAGCUUUAGCAGUGUGCAGCACAUGGCCUCUACUCAGACCAAAAACCCAGACAGUCUGGAGGACACAGGAGCUGUGACUACACUAGUUGCCACAGGAUCAGCUAGAGGACAAGAUACCCCAGACUACCAUCAACAAUCUCAAUUUGAACAGUCCCUAAACCUUAUAAACUUGUUUAGCUGCCCACUUACCAAAAACAACCAUUACAGCCUCUCCAGUCUUUGUGGAUCAACAGGCAGUGACACCAGCGCAUACAUGAACAACAGUAACACUAGGAAGAGUGAUCCUGAUGUAGUUCAGAAUUCAGAAUUCAUUCAUACUACUUACUCUGUGUCUUGUGCUGGUCUGCAGAUUAGCAAAGGUAGCUGUGUGAGCGACGCACCAACUGUAUUGAACCACAGGUAUAUUGAUGGAUCUGCAGACUUACGGAGCAAAGAAAUGGGUGACGAAGGGAAUGGAGGAAUGAGUGAGAAAGAACAGGGAUUGAAAGAUGAUGUGAAGGAGGGAGGAAGGGCUGGAGAAGAGAGAGGAACGCUCAUGGCCCAAACAGCAGAUAGAGCAGACACACAAGAGGAUAGCCAGCGGUCAAGAGAGGAUGCAGGGGACACCACACAGCCUGAAACAGAAACAAAAUUUCUUGCAGGGGGAGAAGGGACAGAUGGAGCGGAGGAGAGGGGAAAGACAGGGUUACACGUGCCAGAAUCACCACAAACCCAGAUACCGGCCCAGACGACUACCGAGAAGAGCGACGCGCAGAAGGUCAUUGACUUCAUGGACACUGAGCCACCGCUGGCUGCCUGUGAGCCCUCAGACUGCUCACAAAGGCACUCUCAGAAAGUCAGUGAGAAGGAAGCUGACUGCAAGGAAGCUGACUGCAGUCAUGUGAACAAAGGAUAUGACAUCAGGAGAGAAGUACAAACCCUCUGUUCUGGUGAGCACCAAAGUGUCCGCCAAGGGCCAAGCUCUGUCAUUCAAGCGGUGCAACGCCUCUGUCAUGAUGAGGCCCAAACCGUUGCUGAGUCACUCACUCAGCUGCCCAGUCCAAUACAUCAAGUGUUCGACAAAACCACAGAAGAGAAGCCAUCCGACAAAUUAGCAGCCAAUAUCCCCACUGAUGUUUCUGAACCUCUCAAUCAGUCAAGUAUUUGUGGCCCACAGACCAAUACUGCACCAGCAGCUCCUCAGUCAGAUGGUAUUGUCAAUACCCAAGAGUUAGAGACAACGACAACACAAACACAACCUAGUAAUCGUUCUGACACUACCAGCGACAUGAAGCAAACAGAUGAAAUGUGUAAUACAUACACUUUUCAUCUGUCUGAAUGUGAAUUGGUGAGAACAGUGGUUGAACCACAAGCACUACCCCACAGUCAGGAGGUCUCAGAGCAGGAGACUGGACAGCUGGAGUCUCUGGUAACUGAUGAUGAGGAGGGGGAUUCUAGUGCAAUUAUGAAGAGGGAAAGUCAAUCAAAUGCAGACACACGUGAAAACGAUGCCUCUGGGACUACCCAGAAACCUAUGGAAAGAUCUAAUUUGAAGGAUGCCGGUGUUGAUAUCGUCGUGGACCUUGAAUCUGAGGGUGAGAGUGGCAGCUGCCAGGAGCACAUGAAAAGUGACGAAACAGAAGAAGCAGGAGAUGCAAAGACUACUAAAUGUGAAACCGACGUGAACCUGUCUGCCCAUCCAAGUCAUAAGAAUGAUGCAUCGCCAGAGGCGGGCACCUCAAAAUGCUGUGAGCAGUCUCCAGCAAAAAAAGUGUUCCUUGAUGAGACUAAUGAGUCGCCUCUGCCCAGCAAUAAGACUUACAGGUCAUCAUUCGACUGGGGCAGUGCUCAGAGAAAAACUGUAAGCUCCAGAUCGAAGUCAGAUGUCUCUGUCUUGCGUCAGUUUGUUCAGGGAUCCCCAAUGUCUGAGCAAAAUAUAAGUGAUCCUGGUGGACUCCUCGGACAUCCUCCCAGCACAAUACCCAUGUUCCUCAAAAGCAAGCACAGCAAAGUCCCCUUGGUGAUUACCAGGGCGUCGGAUCUGCUGAAUGCCUUCAGCGUCUCUGGGACUGCAGCUUACUCGAGGAGACACCAGCAGGGAGAGUGGAAGGCUCUUGGGGAGACCUGUAGAGAAACAGCAACAGCAGACAUGGAUAGCAGAGUUUCCAUGAGCUCUUUUCCUGUUUCCACGUCCUCCACCACAGUCAGCAGACUGUCAUGGCAGACCACCGCCGGGUGUAGCAGAGCUCCUACCUCAGCUGCAGUUCCCAGUUUUGAGUCAGACUGGGAACCCUCUCGCUCCCAGGAGAGGGAAGACCAACAGUCGUCAUUCAGAGCCCAGAUCUCCAAAAUCGAACAGUUCCUCAACUCAGAGAGGCUCCGUCUGCCCAAGAGACGAAGAACUGACAACUAAACCACCAAAACGUUCUGGAUGCUACUGUAUCCAAAGUUACAUCACAAAAUCUUCUUCUGUAGCACAUAUUUGGUAACUACCGGUAGUGUGAGUUUAAAUGUUCUGAAAGCUAUCACUAUUAUAAUAUAGAUGCAUUAUUGAUUUCUUUCAGCUUAAUAUUCCCUUCUGAUUACAUUUCAGUGGGUUUUAUUUGCAAAGUCAGAAGAGCCUAAGCCGUGAAACAUGACACGUGACAACAAAGGGUGUCUAGUUUUUGGCAUAACUCUUUGCCUGUUCAUGUUACUGUUAAACAUUUAAAUGAAAAACCUCUCUGUUUAUUAGUUGUUUGUGUUGCUUUAUCUUUUUUUGUUUUAACAUACAGUUGUAUCUGUAUAAAGCCGUGUUGAAAUGUUUGCAUUAUCGUAUAUACAAGAAUAAAACAUUUGGCUCAUGCUUGGA